Anthonomus grandis grandis is the source of this 1633-nucleotide messenger RNA. RefSeq lists its product as uncharacterized. Lineage: Eukaryota; Metazoa; Arthropoda; Insecta; Coleoptera; Curculionidae. The coding region runs from base 255 to 1550 and encodes 431 amino acids. The record is from RefSeq and is a predicted model, not a curated record. The transcript is spliced from 9 exons.
AAAUGUAUAAAUUUGAAAUAUUAAUAUUGUCAAAAUUCUUGUAACAAACAAAAUGAGUAUAUAAAAAAUCAACAUAAUUUAAAUAAUUUCGCCCAAAAUUAAUGUGUUUCUUCAAGCUUUGGUGAUGUAAAAUGAAUGUAACUCUUAUCGCCUGUAUAGUCACUGCGAUUACGGUUUCGGCGGUUUGUUGUUUAAUGAGAAGGAUUUCUCCUUGCAUGAGUUGCCUAUAGGAAAAUUUACGAACUAAAACUAAAAUGCAGAGACCAGGUUCAAAACUAAGACAACCGGGAUCAAGUUCUCAAUCAGGUUUGCGUCAACCUUCAACUACAAAAGCGCAACCUGGAGCGGAUACUACCAAAAAGGAUGGCAAGGAUCAAAAGACCGCGGCCAAUAAAACGGACAAGACCUUAAAUUUUAAAUUACCGCCCCUAAGUGUAGUAGGGAAGAAAAAAGAAAUUGACUUUGAGUAUAUAAGGAAAAAGGUAAUAAGAAGGGGUAAUCCCGAAGGUGAAGAUAAGAAGCAGUUAGCAAGUAUCCUAAAGCAUUUAAAAGACUCCAAAGUUCGAAUAAAAGUCUUCGAAUUUGUAAAUCUUGUUGCUAAAUUCACCUCCGAUAAUGGAGAAUGUAUGCGUCGGGUUUUGGAAGAAGAUUUAGCCAUGUUCAGAAAAAUGGUUACGAAAGUUUACGAAAACAUGACGCAGGAUGUCAGUGACGUUUUAGUGAACGAACAAAUUCAAACAAACAAUUUUUACCAAGAACGUUACGACAUGUACAACAACAAAAUGCUAGUUAUGAUUAGUGAAAUAUUCCAGAUGAUACCAGAAUUUGAUUUUGAAAAAUAUGCAAGAGAUAAAGAUGAUUUCCUGAAUUACGUGUGCCCCAUGCCACAACUGAUCAAACGUACAGAUGAAGAUGUGGAAACUCAGAGAAGACAAGAAGCUUUCCAUAGACUGCAGUGGUUGAAGAUUGAAGAGGAUCGGUUAGCUGAAGAGAAUAAGAGAUUAGAGGAAAGAUUAGAGCAGUUGAAAUAUGAGCAUAAGACAGAAACUCAAAGAUCAACGAUGAAAGCGACAAUUAUGGAACAAAAGCAACAUGACCUUGAAAAGGAGGAACAAGAUAAGCAGAAACACCUUAACCAGUUAGAAGAUCUUCUAGGCAAGAACAUUAUUAGAACGGAAGCUUACAUAAGAUUAGAAGAAGACGAAGCAAUCCGAAUGGCUAAGCCGUUGUCUCGGGAUGCACCUUCAAAAUCAAAAGCUGGAAAGAGAACGGGUAAAAAGAAACCGGAAUGGUCCGUCGAAACUGCAAAAAGUAUAGAAGAGGAAUCUGCACAGAAGCUGCAGCAAGCAGAAAGUGCAAGGGCAGAUGAGCGAAAACGUACAAGAAAGAAGGAGCUGUUAGUAAGAAGGACGUCUAAAGCUGAUUACGCAAGUACUGACGUAACUUCGGCUGCUCAGCUACAAGAGAGAUCGGUACACCAUACUGUCACUACCAGUAAAGAGAGACGACCCGGAAGACCUGGUGGUGGAUGUGGAGGAGGAUGCCAAUGAAUUAAAAAAUGUGACUAAAAAAUUUAUUUUGUUAUAUGUUUCCUUCAGAGUUAUAGGUGUGACAAAUAAAGAAUUAAUAUGGA